AUGUACUCUUGCAUUUCCAUUAAUUCAAAAGAUAGUAUUGAAGAAUUCUUAUCUCUUUAUCAUUGUAAAGAUUCUCAUCAAAAAGUCCUCUUAAAAAAAGAAAGAGAAAUUGUUAAGUACUUAAAAUCACUUGGACUAUAGAUGAAAACAGAUCCACUUAUGAAAUUUUAACAGAAGAAUAAGUAUUCAAUUACAUAAUUUAGUCUAAUCUUAUAAAGUGAUAACUCUUUUGAUAAAGAAAUAGUAUUAGAAAAAAAAGAAUUCGAAGAUGAUGAUGAUAUAGAUGACAACAAUGAGGAACUUCAAAUAAACAACAAUCCUUUAUUUAGAAAAAGAACCAGCAAAAAAUUAAUAAGAGUUUUUUCUUUCGAGAAAAAUGAUAAUAACUCAUUUGAUUAAGAAUAAUAGAACUCCUCAUUAUAAUUAACUUGA
This is a messenger RNA of Paramecium pentaurelia, 432 nucleotides long. NCBI's taxonomy places the organism in Eukaryota, Ciliophora, Oligohymenophorea, Peniculida, Parameciidae. The record is from the annotation of a GenBank genome assembly.